AUGUUUCUAGCACUGAUUAUUCUCUGCAUAUCUAUACCUUUCUCAUCGACUGGUAAAAUUGAUCAUUGGUCAGUCGGUAGUAUUAUAAUCACUGAUCCAACAACACAAUUUCGACUUGAUAUUUAUUCUCCAACAACCCCUGGCUCUUAUCCAGUUCUUAUUUUUUUACCUGGUCUAGCAGGUAUAGUACCUUCACCAUUUUAUCACAAAUUAGUAUCAACAAUUGCUGAGCUAAAUGUUAUUCUUAUUGGAAUUUCAAAAAUUGAAAAUAUAAAACCAGAAAAAGUCGCUGUUCAUAUAGCUGAAUUUCUCGAAUGGGUUGUGAAACCAGAUGAUGGUGCUACUCGGCUUUUUGCUGAACAUAGAGAAGUCAAAGGUGUUAUACCAAAUAUGGAACAUCUUGGUUUUAUAUCACACUCAUCAGCAGCUCAUCCACUCGGUCAAUAUCUCAAUACAACAUGUGGUCCAGUAAAAUUAAUUAUUAUGAUGAAUCCUGUUGAUGGUAUUGAUCCAUUCGGUUUUGUACAAGAUUUCAUCACACAUCCUCCAACUCCUCUUCCAUUUCGAACACCAACACUAAUAAUUAGUAAUGGUCUAGAUAAUGUUCCUGCUCAUAAGGAAAUUCCACCAUGUGCACCAAAUAAUAUCAGCAAUGAUCGAUGGUAUCGUUCAUUAUAUGGACCGACAUUUCUUGUUAAUUUAACUGAUUAUGGUCAUGCCGAUAAUCUCGAUGAACCAAUUCACGAGACUAGUAAACUUAUGUGUGCAUGGUGCAAGGGUACUAUCUGUAGUUUUUCUCAAUAUAAAACUGAAGAAGCAACAUUAAUCACAUCAUUUGUUUAUGCAAUAUUCAAUCGAGAUAUACAACAAUUACGGAUUAUUGAAAAUCCACAAGCUUUUCUUGAAAGUCGUGUUUCAAACAAAUAUGAUCUGCAUGGUUAUGAUUAUAAAACUGGAGGACCAGGUGGUUUUUGUACUCAUGAUUAA
Messenger RNA from Rotaria sordida, 987 nucleotides. NCBI's taxonomy places the organism in Eukaryota, Metazoa, Rotifera, Eurotatoria, Philodinida, Philodinidae. The record is from the annotation of a GenBank genome assembly.